Gasterosteus aculeatus aculeatus (three-spined stickleback) is the source of this 2493-nucleotide messenger RNA. It is a transcript of the gene cav2, whose product is annotated as caveolin 2. Gene Ontology annotation, molecular function: molecular adaptor activity; protein kinase binding. Lineage: Eukaryota; Metazoa; Chordata; Actinopteri; Perciformes; Gasterosteidae. Gene Ontology annotation, biological process: caveola assembly; regulation of cytosolic calcium ion concentration; negative regulation of endothelial cell proliferation. The record is from RefSeq and is a predicted model, not a curated record. Gene Ontology annotation, cellular component: perinuclear region of cytoplasm; focal adhesion; sarcolemma.
CGGGCACGAGGAUGUGACUUGAAGCCUUGUUGCGUCUCCCCUCGGCCCCUCGCUAGGCUGCUUUCCAUACGGGGGCGGGGUGGCGCUCUAGUCUGGCGCACAGCGCACCGUCACCGGCCGCCGCUCCGCCUGCACCGCCAGUCCCGUCCGAGCGCACGCACGCAACAUGGGUCUGGAGAAGGAAAACUUGGGCACCAGCAUAAUCAUGGACGAAGACGAGUUCAACAGAACCAUAGAGCCGAUUCUGUCCAAGAAGGGGAGAAGCGCGCACCCGGCGGAACCGGAUCGAGAUCCGUACGACAUGAACGCGCACCUGAAGGUCGGCUUCGAUGACGUCAUUGCGGAGCCCGUGUCCGCGCACAGCUUCGACAAGGUGUGGAUCGGGAGCCACGCCGCGUUCGAGCUGGUCAAAUAUCUCCUUUACCGCGUGCUGAGCACGCUGCUGGCCGUGCCCGUGGCUUUCAUCCUCGGACUGGUCUUCGGGGUGCUCAGCUGCAUCCACAUCUGGUUGGUGAUGCCAGUGAUCCAGAGCUUCUUGAUGCUGUUACCAUCCCUCCAGGUGGUGUGGAGGAGUCUGACGGACAUGUUCGUCACGCCGCUCUUCCGCAGCAUGGGGAGGAGCCUGACCUCUGUUCAGGUGACCACCACCGAGUGCUGAUCCCUCAGCAGAGUGGGACAACGCGAUUGGCCGAUGCUUGCAGUGGAAUACACGACCUCUUUACAAAGUUGAACGUAAAGUCCUGAAGAGUGCCGUGCUAAGUACUUGAGACUUUCACCCAGGAGACCGCCGAGUCCCGCGCGGAACCAAAAGUAAACGCAACAUUAAGCGCGAAAAUCCAGCUAGAGCAGAUUGUUACGGUUGUAGUGUCGUUAUUUCAACUAAACCAUUUUCUAACAUUCACAGAGUAGUUUUUGUUGCUUAAACCUUGCCAAUCAUUUCAGGAUAUUAAACCUGUGACAUUGUACCUUUCUGCUCAGAUGAAAUUCACGAAAAAGAUUUGGGUCAAGAAACAUAUCUCUUUGUUUGCAAAAACGCACAAUUACAACAUUGAUUUCUAUUGACUGGGUUGAAAUUACUACAAUGAUACAUACAUAAAACAGUUUUACGAAUUUGACCCAGUGUAGGAUACAAUUGAAUAUAUUUUUCUGUUGAGUGGGGACUCUAUGCUGUUUUAGGAACAGUAAACCCUAAAAGCAUACUCACAUAGACAACAAGCCUCGGUGUCAUUCCAUCUGCUGCUCAUCUCAACCUCAUACUGGCGGCCUGUAGAGUUUACCGAAGUAAGUCUUACUGAAACUAUUUGUGACUUUAGAAUAGUCACAAACACCAUAGAAAAUCCUUAUUUUGUGACCAAAGGAAAAAUUCUCACUUUUUUUACAUUUUGACCAGAGAGCCGUUGGAUCAGCAAACACACUGCUGACCCGCUGAGAGAUGUUCGAUUUCUGCUUUUUACUAUAUUGUGUAUAUAUUGCAAUUAAUUCAGCUAGAGGUAUAAUAUAUCGAGUCAGAGUCUGAGGAGAGUUUGUAUGUAUAAGAAACGCUAAGAUGCAGCUUGUUGCACAUUUCCAGGCUUAUUUUACCUUAAUCUGCUGAGUGGAUUCCACAGUUUAUUCUGUUUAUUCCGUAUUCAUUUCCUUUCACACGGUAAACUAUUCACAAAAGAGUUAUUUCAUCAUGCUUGAUAUUAUGCGAGGGGGGCUUUCUAACUUAUUAUUUUGCGACGACCAGUUCUGAACAUUUGCCGCGUGUGAUGAAGGAGUUCCACAUUCCGUGCCGUGGUUGGUUGGAGCCUUCGUCCAGCUGAGACCGGUACAUGUUUCAUUCAGAGACGAGUCAGUAGGCUGAGUUUAACAUUUCUACAGCCACAGGGGAUCAGACAGUAGGCUGGCACUUGAGUUUAAGGUACAAAGCCUGCACGGUUCACUUCUGCUGUACAAUUCUGAUGUUUAAAAGGAAAAAUCAAGAGAGGAAACGUGAGAGUUGUGGGGCGUUCUGUACUCAUGUGUCAUUUAUAAAUGCAAAGCCACCUCUCGUGUUGGAGGUUUUCUGUUAUCGUUUUUACUCCCAUGAAACAUCCGGCCACGCCCGUUUCAUAGAAGUUAGUUGCUAACAAUGCUAACGCUACAUGCGGUUGAUCGAAACUUUUUGGUGAACCAUUCAGUAAAAGUGCUGUUAAAACAAAUAAGAAGAACUAAAAAGCCCCCAAAAGACGCUCAGCCGAGCCAUCAUUUGGGGAGUUACGGCUUCGUUGCGCAAUAGUGUAAGACGCAGGUGUGUGCGUGGCAAACACGUAGCCCUGAUCAACCCCAGCUUCUCCAGUAGGGCAAAUAAAUCAUAAUGUGACACGUAUCCAUCUGUCUGUAAAACACUUUUAUCUGUCAGAAUCGUUAUCUUCUAUGAGGUCUUUGCUUUGUGGAUUAUACUCGUUUUGCAGCUUUCGCCACAAAUGUGUUCCUCAUGACCGAAAUAAAGAGUUUCCCUCGGGCUUCGUU